Messenger RNA from Phyllostomus hastatus (greater spear-nosed bat), 2742 nucleotides. Its product is annotated as casein kinase I. Gene Ontology annotation, molecular function: ATP binding; protein serine/threonine kinase activity. Lineage: Eukaryota; Metazoa; Chordata; Mammalia; Chiroptera; Phyllostomidae. The coding region runs from base 234 to 1484 and encodes 416 amino acids. The record is from RefSeq and is a predicted model, not a curated record. Gene Ontology annotation, cellular component: nucleus; cytoplasm. Gene Ontology annotation, biological process: endocytosis; signal transduction; peptidyl-serine phosphorylation. The transcript has 11 exons.
GGCCCGGCGGAGGGAGGCGGCGGCCGCGGCGGCGAGAUCCCAGAGCCAGAGCCCGGCCGGGGCCGAGCGGAGCGGAGCGCGGCAGCAGCGGCGGCGGCUGGGCCGGGAGAGGCUGGCACGCCGGGCGGCUCCGCGAAUCCUCCGGCAUCCGGCCCGGCGGGCCGCCCCCGCUCACGGCAGCCCCCGGAGCAGCGGCCCGGCACCGGCGCCUUCCCAGCGGGUGAGAGCGAACCAUGGAGCUCCGCGUGGGGAAUAAGUACCGCCUGGGCCGGAAGAUCGGGAGCGGGUCCUUUGGAGACAUCUACCUGGGUGCCAACAUCGCUUCUGGCGAAGAAGUUGCCAUCAAGCUCGAGUGUGUGAAGACGAAGCACCCGCAGCUGCACAUCGAGAGCAAGUUCUACAAGAUGAUGCAGGGAGGAGUGGGAAUCCCGUCCAUCAAGUGGUGCGGGGCCGAGGGCGACUACAACGUGAUGGUCAUGGAGCUGCUGGGGCCCAGCCUCGAGGACCUCUUCAACUUCUGCUCCCGCAAGUUCAGCCUCAAGACGGUGCUGCUGCUGGCUGACCAGAUGAUCAGCCGCAUUGAGUACAUCCACUCCAAGAACUUCAUUCACCGGGACGUGAAGCCCGACAACUUCCUCAUGGGGCUGGGGAAGAAGGGCAACCUGGUGUACAUCAUCGACUUCGGCCUGGCCAAGAAGUACCGGGACGCCCGCACGCACCAGCACAUCCCCUACCGGGAAAACAAGAACCUGACGGGCACGGCCCGCUACGCCUCCAUCAACACCCAUCUGGGCAUCGAACAAAGCCGGCGAGAUGACCUGGAGAGCCUGGGCUAUGUGCUCAUGUACUUCAACUUGGGCUCCCUGCCCUGGCAGGGCCUCAAAGCGGCCACCAAACGCCAGAAGUAUGAGCGGAUCAGCGAGAAGAAGAUGUCGACGCCCAUCGAGGUCCUCUGCAAAGGCUACCCCUCUGAGUUCUCCACAUACCUCAACUUCUGCCGCUCGCUGCGCUUCGACGACAAGCCCGACUACUCGUACCUGCGCCAGCUCUUCCGCAACCUCUUCCACCGGCAGGGCUUCUCCUACGACUACGUCUUCGACUGGAACAUGCUCAAAUUCGGCGCGGCGCGCAACCCCGAGGACGUGGACCGGGAGCGGCGAGAGCACGAGCGCGAGGAGCGGAUGGGGCAGCUCCGGGGGUCUGCGCCCCGGGCCCUGCCCCCGGGCCCACCCUCGGGAGCCCCCGCCAACCGGCUCCGCAGCGCUGCCGAGCCUGUGGCCUCUACCCCAGCCUCCCGCAUCCAGCAAGCUGGCAAUACGUCUCCCAGAGCGAUCUCCCGGGUGGACCGAGAGAGGAAGGUGAGCAUGAGGCUGCACAGGGGCGCCCCUGCCAAUGUCUCGUCCUCCGACCUCACUGGGCGGCAAGAGGUCUCCCGGAUUUCAGCCUCACAGACAAGCGUGCCAUUUGACCAUCUCGGGAAGUGAGGAGGAGCCGCCGUCGGACCAGUGUUCUCUUAGUGUCUUCACUGUAUUUUCUUUUAAAAACACAACCAAAAGAUGGGGGGAAAAAACCACUCAAAAGAACAUAGAAGAAAAAAAACCCAGCACAAGAGCGACGAUGGAUUCUGUUUCUUUUCUUUUUUCCUUUUUUCUUUUUUUUUUCUUUCUUUUUUUGCCAACGGCAAGAAGACGAGAUGCCCUCGGCACCCAGGAUUCUCGUCCCUCGCAGUACCCGCUGCCUUCAGGCCGCCAGAGGGUCCCCAGAUGCUGGGCGACCAUGCCAGACGCCACCAAGGGGGCCCCGCCCCAGCCGGCCAGCUGGGGAGCGAGGCUGAUUGACGGCUGGGCUGGGCAGGGCGCAGCGCGGCCCUGAGGCCCCUCCCAGCCGGCAGGAGCCCCGGAGCGGAGCGGCGUGACCAUGGGGUCGGUUGGGCGCAGGUCCCACCCGGCAUUUCGUUCUGGAGCUUUGGAACCGCAGGAGACGAGCACAGCCCCCUCCCCGCAAGGUGGUGGGGGCUUUCUGCCUGGGCUUUUCCCAGUGUCCCCCUGAGUGUUUGGGUCUUUCUUUGCCUGUGCACAGGGACUUAAGUGGUGGGGGCCAAGACCCCUUACAUGCGUGUGUGUGUACGAUGUGACCUGUAUCUCCCAGGCCAGUGGGGGCCCGCCCCACCUGCCAGGCUGGGUCUCUGUUCUCGUCCCCUGAACAAGGACACGGGAUGCGCAGCAACCUCUGUGUCUCCCAGGAAGGGCACCAGAGUGUCCUUGCCACUACCACCAGCCCCUCUGCCUGUCGUCACCCUGUGGCAACCCUGUCCCCCUCCUCUGGAGACUCCUCCCAGAAAGCAUCUGGCUCCUGGGUUACAAAUGAAUUAAUUCCCUGGUUCCGACCCUCCCCGGGGGCCACCACCGGUCCUGCACCUGCCUCUCCGAGGAGCAGCCCGGGGAGAGGCCGGGCCUGGGACCUGCCCGUCCCUCCCAGUUAACGCCCCUUCUCGUUUGUGUUUGUUUUCCCCGUGUGUGUAUUUCCUAAUUUAUUUAUCUCCAUCUCCCCUUUUUUUCUUUUUCUUUUUUUUUAAUUAAAGAGCAAAGCUUUUUAUAACUUUGUAAUUUAAAAAAACUGAAAAAAAAAUACUGAAGAACUUUGGGGGGAAUUUUGUACUUUUUUCCUGUGUAAAUAUUGGACUUUUUUGAGCUUUAUUGUGGUUGUUAAUUUGAAGUAAUAAAGUAGAAAAGCAUAAAGUGA